GUUUGAUAGAGGGCAACGGGCUGUAGUGCUCUUUGUGUGUAUGUGGUAGUGUUGGAGCGGAGAGCCUCUAUGCCCACUGGAGUCUCCCUCUGCUCUGAAGUUCACUCCGCCCCCGCCUGCUUCAGGCUGGCGGCGCUGUGCAGCUCUCCUCCUCCUCUCCUCCUCUCAUCUGCCUCUCCAAAUUCAGCGCGCUCCACUUCUCCUCUCCUCUCUAGCCGUGUGCCUGUGUACAGACGGACCUACCGACCGCGUAAAUACGCUUUUAUCUCUCAAUAGACGGACAAUAAGGACACAGAUGUCUCCAUUAUUCACUUUAGGAGCGUUUCCGCACUGAACUGAAUUACCGGUACAUUCAUCACGCCUUCGUUUUCUCACCAUUUUAAAUGAAAAAAAUGACAUUGGCGUGGAAUUGUGGUGGACGGUUUUACUUGAAAGUGUGGACGUGCUUUUUCAGCCUUGCAGUGCUCAGGACUCACUCUAUACCUGCUAAUGAAGUGAACUUACUGGACUCUCGCUCUGUCAUGGGGGACCUUGGGUGGAUAGCCUACCCAAAGAAUGGGUGGGAGGAGAUAGGUGAGGUAGAUGAGAACUAUGCUCCGAUCCACACGUACCAGGUGUGUAAAGUGAUGGAACACAACCAGAACAAUUGGCUCCAGACCAACCUCAUCCUCAACGAGGGGGCUCAGAGGGUGUUCGUGGAGCUACAGUUCACCCUGAGGGACUGUAACAGCCUUCCGGGUGGCGUGGGUACCUGCAAGGAGACCUUCAACAUGUACUACUAUGAGUCUAACGACGAGGAGGGGAGGAACCUCAGGGAGAGCCAGUACUCUAAGGUAGACACCAUCGCUGCUGACGAGAGCUUUACGGAGUUAGACCUGGGAGACAGAGUGAUGAAGCUGAAUACAGAGGUUAGGGAUCUGGGACCGUUGACGAAGAAGGGGUUCUACCUGGCGUUUCAAGACCUGGGAGCCUGUAUAGCGCUGGUUUCUGUCAGGGUGUUCUAUAAGAAGUGUCCCUUCAUAGUGAGGAACCUAGCUCAGUUCCAGGACACUAUUACAGGUUCGGACUCCUCCCAGCUGCUGGAGGUGGCAGGAAACUGUGUCAACAACUCGGUGGCGGAGGACCUACCCAGGAUGCACUGCAGCGCAGAGGGGGAGUGGCUAGUGCCCAUCGGGAAGUGUGUGUGCCAGGCAGGGUUUGAGGAAGUGAAUGACAGUUGUCAAGUCUGCAGAGCGGGAUUCUUCCGAUCGGUGCUGCAGACCCCUGCCUGCAGUAAAUGUCCUCCUCACAGCUUCACCAGAGUCCAGGGUUCCGUAGGUUGUACCUGUGAGGAAGGAUACUAUAGGAGAGACAGUGACCCGCCCAACAUGGCCUGUACACGACCACCUUCUGCUCCUCGUAAUGCCAUUUCCAAUGUAAACGAGACGUCGGUCUUCCUGGAAUGGGCGGUUCCCGAGGAGACUGGCGGCAGGAAGGAUGUCAGCUAUAACAUCCUGUGUCGUAAGAUCAGCGUUGACAGCAGACGCUAUGAGGAGUGUGAGAGCACGGUGCGGUUCCUGCCCCAACGCAACAGUCUCAGGAACAACUCUGUGAUGGUGGCAGACCUUCUGGCUCACACUAACUACACGUUCGAGGUGGAGGCCGUCAAUGGAGUGUCUGAGCUCACCAACCCCGGACGACAGUUUGUCUCUCUCAACGUCACCACCAACCAGGCAGCCCCGUCUCCUGUGAGUGUGGUGCGGAAAGGGAAUUCUGGGAAGAACAGUAUCUCUGUGUCGUGGCAGGAGCCAGACAGACCCAACGGGAUAAUCCUGGAGUAUGAGAUCAAAUACUUUGAGAAGGACCAGGAAACCAGCUACACCAUCAUCAAGUGCAAGGAAACAGAAAUCGUAGCUGACGGGCUGAAGCCAUCAUCAGUCUACGUAUUCCAGAUCAGAGCCAGAACGUCAGCCGGGUACGGAGGAUUCAGCCGACGCUUCGAGUUUGAGACCAGCCCCUACUUAGCUGCAUCCAGUGACCGGUCUCAGUUCCCCAUCGUCGCUGUGGCCAUCACUGUAGGGGUUAUUCUACUGGCCCUGGUGACUGGCUUACUGCUUAGUGGAAGGCGGUGUGGCUACAGCAAGGCCAAGCAGGAACCUGAUGAAGAGAAGAUACACUUCCACAACGGCCACAUUAUGUACCCGGGGGUGCGUACGUAUAUAGACCCCCACACCUACGAGGACCCCAACCAGGCCGUCCAUGAGUUCGCCAAGGAGAUCGAUGUUUCCUGCAUCACCAUUGAGAGAGUCAUUGGCGCUGGUGAGUUCGGGGAGGUGUGCAGCGGACCCCUCCGUCUGCCUGGUAAGAAGGAGUUCCCAGUAGCCAUUAAGACCCUGAAGGCAGGUUACACAGAACGACAAAGGCGGGACUUCCUAGGGGAGGCGUCCAUCAUGGGACAGUUUGAUCAUCCAAACAUCAUCCACCUGGAAGGCGUGGUCACCAAGACAAAACCUGUGAUGAUCAUCACGGAGUACAUGGAGAAUGGAUCACUAGACACCUUCCUCAAGAAGAACGAUGGCCAGUUCACAGUCAUCCAGCUGGUUGGGAUGUUGCGUGGUAUGGCGUCAGGCAUGCGCUACCUGUGUGACAUUGGAUACGUGCACCGGGACCUGGCGGCGCGAAACAUCCUGGUCAACAGCAACCUGGUGUGUAAAGUGUCUGACUUUGGCCUGUCCAGAGUCCUGGAGGAUGAUGCUGAGGCUGCAUAUACGACCAGGGGCGGUAAAAUCCCUAUCCGCUGGACAGCUCCAGAAGCGAUAGCGUUCAGGAAGUUCACCUCCGCCUCUGACGUGUGGAGCUACGGCAUCGCCAUGUGGGAAGUGAUGUCAUACGGAGAGAGACCCUACUGGGAGAUGAGUAACCAGGAUGUUAUUAAGGCAGUUGAGGAGAGCUACCGUCUUCCUGGCCCUAUGGACUGUCCUGUAGUUCUGUACCACCUGAUGAUGGCCUGCUGGCAGAAGGACAGGAACAGCAGACCCAAGUUUGAGGAGAUCGUCUGUCUGCUAGACAAACUGAUACGCAACCCCAGCAGUCUCAAAGCCCUGGUCAACUCAUCACACAGGGUGUCUAAUCUAGUGGAGCCUGGCAGUGUGGACUCGGAGGGCAGCGUGUCUGCGUCAGUAGCCCUGAUGGAGGCCAGUGGGUACCAGUCUAUAGAGGAGUGGCUGAAGGGGAUUAAGAUGGGUCGCUACGUGGAGCUUUUCAUGGACAGUGGAUACACCUCAGUGGAAGUGGUCUCCCACAUGACCCUGGAUGACCUGAGGAGGGUUGGAGUGAACCUGGCUGGACAUCAGAAGAAGAUAAUCAACAGCAUCCAGGAGAUGAGAGUUAGCCUGGUGAAUAAUACUAUACCCAUCUGACCUCUAAUCCCUUACCCGACAGCCAGAUGUACAGUAUGGGCACUGCAGUACCAAUCUGACCUUUGAACCUAGGGUCAGACAUGAUGAACUUUACAGGACCAAUCUGACCACUGAUAGAGGCCAGAUGUAUGAACUUUACAGGACCAAUCUGACCCUACUCCCAACAGGCAGACAGAUAGACCUAUGGAUCUAGUGGUCUAGAACUUUCUAUGAACAUAUGAACAUGAUGUAUUUAUUGACUGAAACAAACUGAAACACAACGGGAUGUGACUUGAUGAACUGAGGAACACUGAAGAGCGCUUGGUGUUGAACAGUUGUGUCUUCGUGACCUGAACCCCUCUGCUGGGUGGAGUGAGAGGAGCAGACUCUGUGUAGUUAAGUACUCUCAGGGAUGGAAGUCACUGGCCAGCCGAGCAAGUAAACAGUGAAUUAUACAAGUCCGGGUAAAAUUCAGUUCCAAAAUCUGUGCCAUGUUUUAAAAUACCAUCUUGUUUGGCACAUUUUCUCCUAGUCCAGUCUGAAGAGCGCUAGCUGAGUACUCUUCCUGGAUGGGACUCAGACAGGGGAGUCAGUCUCUUGGCUGAAUGUACGGCACUUCAGAAACCCCAGCAGCUACACACACAGUCUAUUACCUCUAGACAGCCAACCCACAUUACUUCAACAUCAUCAACAGUAAUACAGAGGAUAACUUUCAGCACUUUUACGGAACCCACAGAUAUCCUACGGAACCCAUAUACAUCCUACGGAACCCAUUUACAUCCUACGGAACCCACGGAUGUCCGACUGAACCCACUAAUGACCUAUAGAACCCACAGAUGUCCUACUGAACCCAUUUACAUCCUACGGAACCCAUUUACAUCCUACAGAACCCACAUACAUCCUACGGAACCCACGGAUGUCCUACUGACAUCCUGCAGUAUCUACAAACAUCCUUAAGAACUUUCAGACAAACUACGGAACCAGCCGCACUCCAACAGAAAAACAACUGUUUCAACGUAAUCAGACAGAAUUGUACAGAACUUCCAGGGUUCCAUAGCUCCACAUGCAUCCUAUAGAGAGACUGCAACAUGUUCUAUUUAUCAGAACCUUCAGACAACCAACAGAACCUCUAGGAACCUAUCAAAACAUCCAUACUUCCAACAGAACCUUUAAAUGGAACUCUCAGCAAUCCAUACGAAUCUCCAGAACUGUCAUUCAACAGAACCAAUAGAACCAAUCCAGCAGAUUCUACAACAUCUAACAGCACAUUCUAUUGAUUCGCUAGUUGGUUAUCUAUGAGACUCUCCUCUGCACAUCCAGCUUCAUCGCACCCCCUCCAUUUAUCCACUACCGUACAGAGAUCGGACUGUGUUUAUGCAGUAAGACUGCUUUCAUACCAAUAUGUAUUAUUUUGGUGGGGAACUCCUGAGUAUAAAGAAGCAAUAUAGACUUUUAGCUUGGUAUUAGUAAUUUAUUUGUAAAUGUUAUUCUAUACAAGCAUUUAUAUGUGUGUAGUAUUUCUUCAUGACUACACAACCCUGGCCAUGACCCUACUCUCCGAUGGUGUCUCAGGGGGAGUGGGAUAUGCAAAAACACAUUUCCAAUUCACACGUGUAUAAUACACACGGGUACAUGUGUGAAAUAGGACAAAUGUAAUCACCCACCUAAUUCUUCUUCUUCGUGUUAUACAUGUCGUAGGAGGUCACGCAUUAUUAUAAACCAAGUCUCCGGUCAAAAUCAAAUCCACAACCGUCUGUCCGUGGAACAUUUCUUGACUUUAACAUGUAUAUACUGGAUUGUAAAACCAGCGAGCUUUGUUUUCUCUCCUUCUUCUUUACACUGGAGAACAUUACAUACUGGGACUGGGUUAAUGUAGAGAAUAUGUACACUCUUAGGAAAAAAAGGGUUCUUUGGCUGUCCCCAUAAGAGAACCCUUUGAAAACCCCUUUUGGGUUCCAUGUAGAACCCUGUGUGUAAAGGGAACCAUAUAGGGGUUUUCCUAUAAGGACAGCUGAAGAAGCGUUUUAUGUUCUAGAUAGCACCUUCUGUUAAGAGUGUAGAGUAUGAUUUAAUAGAUGCUUCACUUCUCAGUGCUUUAUUGGUUGACAGUCAUGUGCACAUAACUUCUGCUUAAUGAUCAAUGAUUACUCUCUGCUUUCAUUGUGGGAUGUAUUUUCAUUUGUAUUUAUUUAACUUGGCAAGUCAGUUAACAACAUAUUCUUAUUUACAAUGACGGCCUAGGAACAGUGGGUUAACUGCCUUGUUUAGGGGCAGAAUGACAGAUUUUUACCUUGUCAGCUCAGGUGAAUCGAUCUUGGAACCUUUCAGUUACUGGCCAAACCCUCUAACCACAAGGCUAACCUUCGCCCCCGGCUACCUGUCGCCCCCCCCCGACUACCUGUCACCCCCCCCGGCUACCUGUCGCCCUCCCCGGCUACCUGUCGCCCUCCCCGGCUACCUGUCGCCCCCCCCGGCUACCUGUCGCCCUCCCCGGCUACCUGUCGCCCUCCCCGGCUACCUGUCGCCCUCCCCGGCUACCUGUCGCCCCCCCGGCUACCUGUCGCCCUCCCCGGCUACCUGUCGCCCCCCCGGCUACCUGUCGCACCCCCGAAGAGAGAAGAUAGAUUGAGACACUGCUGUAGUGUCUGACAGAGAACGAAGAGGGAUGUACAGUAUACGAGUCAGUCAGUAGAACAGACCAACAGCUUGCUUGGUGGAAUAAUUGUCCUUAUUUCAGAAGUAGAUUUUUAGAAAGAGAACAGGAUGGUAGCGUGAAAUGAUUCAGUCACCACUGUAUAUUAUUGGCUUUUCAGUAGAAGACACCUAUCCCCAAAUCACCCUAUUGUCUGUAUAGUGGACUGCCUUUGAAAUGGUCGAUCCAUAUUUUGAAAGUCCCUUUUCCCCCAGAACAGAUACAGGUGAAAGACCAGCUAUAUAUUCUGUUGAUUCAUCUGGUUUACAGCUUAUACAGUAACUAAUUACCACUAAAGUUGUCCCCUUUCUAGGUUAUGCCAUCAUGGUUCGUUAGGUGAGUUUCACCGGUAUGCACAUUGGUUUCACCCAACAAAGCAUCUUGGUUUCACCCAACAAAGCACAUUGGUUUCACCCAACAAAGAGCCUUGGUUUCACCCAACAAAGCACCUUGGUUUCACCCAACAAAGCACCUUGGUUUCACCCAACAAAGCACAUUGGUUUCACCCAACAAAGCGCCUUGGUUUCACCCAACAAAGCACCUUGGUUUCACCCAACAAAGCACCUUGGUUUCACCCACAAAGCACCUUGGUUUCACCCAACAAAGCACCUUGGUUUCACCCAACAAAGCACCUUGGUUUCACCCAACAAAGCACCUUGGUUUCACCCAACAAAGCACCUUGUUUUCACCCAACAUAGCACCUUUCUAUCAACCAACAUAGCACCUUGAUAUCAACCAACAUAACACCUUUCUAUUAACCAACAUAGCACUAUCACUUUAUCAUAAGAUAUCCUUAUAGGUACCUUAAAGUCAAUUAUUGCCACGUAUUCUCCUAUUGGUAUUCAACAAAAGUCUUGAUUGACCCGAAUGUGUUUUAGGUCUUAAAUGGAAAAACAAGCACCAUGCUAAAUGUUAUGUUGAUUCUGUGUGGAUAUUAUAAAGCAUGUUUUUGUUCUACAUUUGCAAGAAAAAUCUGUCCCCUUACUGAGGGUAGUCUACAGUAUGGUCAUCUUUCAGGAAACACAAAGGCUAUUUUUUAGUGCCUGACUUCACAAAGGCCCUGUUUUAGUGCCCGACUUCACAAAGCACAAGUCUUUCAGACGGAAUCAUAGAAAAAUAUGUAUUUUCCAGAGGAUAUGAUAUGGAUUCCUGUACGGUAGCCUAAGGCUAAUAAUACAGACUAAUCAACUGACAUGAUCAACAUGUGAAAACUCUGUGUUGAUCUGCUGGUUUUGUGUUGUUAAUUGAUUAUGUCUGUCGGCAUAAGACCAUAGCAGUUAGUUGUAGUUACCUGGAAUAGCCUGGUGAAACGAUGUGCUUCAUUUACGCACUUUUAAACACUGUGCUUCCUUCAGGGUUACAGAGGUAUAUUCAGUGCAUAUCAUUUUCAAACCACUGACACGCAUACAGUGUAUAGCCUGAGUGCCAGUUUGUUUGUGCUAUCAUGCCAACUCCUUGUCACUCGUUGUUUGUCUGACAUUGACAGCAAGGACACAAACAGAUCUGGGACCAGGCUAACACAUACAAAGCAUUACAGAUUUACAGAACUGAGUCCAUUCUACCCAACAGCUCAAACAGCAGGCUGGUGAAAUAUUGACCAACAAGAAUUCACUUUAAUUACUGUAUCACUGCUCACACCGUACUUAUAUAGCAACUAGGCUGCAUCUGUUGUACUUGUAUUUAUAUAAAAUUACAUGAAUCUACAGCCCAAGCUGCUGAGUAGUGACACAGUAUCUGUUUGGUUUUACAAGUGUUUCAAAUUGUGUCCCGCAUUAAUUAAUUACAGUGUUUCAAUUCAUUAAAUAAUUCACCCAUUCAUAAGGUGUUAAUUGAUCAAUUAAGUAAAACAAUGAAAGCGCAUUUAAAAAGCUGUUUACUAUUUGUUUGUCUUCUUCCUGAAACAGUAUGUUGUUGUUGUUGUUGUUGUUAGUAAAUGUUUUUGUAGUGUAAUAUAUAAAAUGUUAUAUUUUUGCAAUAAAAUGAGAACAUCAACUCUU
This is a messenger RNA of Oncorhynchus mykiss (rainbow trout), 8066 nucleotides long. Its product is annotated as un-named sa34860. The record is from RefSeq and is a predicted model, not a curated record. NCBI's taxonomy places the organism in Eukaryota, Metazoa, Chordata, Actinopteri, Salmoniformes, Salmonidae. Gene Ontology annotation, cellular component: dendrite; plasma membrane. Gene Ontology annotation, biological process: protein phosphorylation; ephrin receptor signaling pathway; axon guidance. Gene Ontology annotation, molecular function: transmembrane-ephrin receptor activity; protein binding; ATP binding.